Molecule: messenger RNA, 4478 nt
Organism: Brienomyrus brachyistius
Lineage: Eukaryota; Metazoa; Chordata; Actinopteri; Osteoglossiformes; Mormyridae
Gene: myo1eb
Product: myosin IEb
Exons: 27
Coding region: 337-3618 (1093 amino acids)
Biological process (GO): vesicle transport along actin filament; actin filament organization
Cellular component (GO): plasma membrane; cytoplasm; vesicle
Molecular function (GO): microfilament motor activity; actin filament binding; ATP binding
Source: RefSeq, a predicted model, not a curated record
ACCCACAAUUCAAUUAGACAGCAGGGAAUUACUGCCGAACCUACCUGCUGCUGUUGUAGCACUUAAGGGGAAAAAAAAAUUAAAAUAGUCUCACGUCGCAUGUCUGCUCGUCCUUUCUAAUCUUUCUUGGGAAACCGGCUGCGAAGUAGUUAGCAAUAUCGUCCUGGGAUACAGAUGAUUUUUCCUGGACAUUUUCGCGUUUUAAUUAGCAGCCGUUGAUAUGAGCACCAAUUUUCUAUCUUAACACAACCUGAAAAACGACUGUGAUUUUCUUUUUCCGCGGCACAAAGGUGAUACAGUUUUGUCGACCGUAUUAAGAAAGUUGCAAAAAUCACAAUGGGGAGUAAAGAGCGUUAUCACUGGCAGACCCAGAACGUGAAGGUGAGCGGCGUGGACGACAUGGUCCUGCUCUCCAAGAUUAACGAAGACGCCAUCACAGAAAACCUUAAGAAAAGAUACAUGGAUGACUUCAUUUUUACCUACAUAGGUCCAGUACUGAUCUCGGUCAAUCCCUUUAAACAACUCCCAUACUUCACAGACCGGGAGGUGGAAAUGUACCAAGGGGCGGCCCAAUAUGAGAACCCCCCUCACAUCUACGCCCUGGCAGACAACAUGUACCGCAACAUGAUGAUCGACUCGGAGAAUCACUGUGUCAUCAUUAGUGGAGAGAGUGGAGCUGGGAAGACAGUGGCUGCGAAAUACAUCAUGAGCUACAUCUCCAAAGUGUCCGGUGGAGGCCCCAAGGUUCAGCAAGUGAAAAACAUCAUCCUUCAGUCCAAUCCCCUGCUAGAGGCCUUUGGGAAUGCCAAGACUGUCCGCAACAACAAUUCCAGUCGCUUCGGGAAGUAUUUUGAGAUUCAGUUCAGCCGAGGCGGGGAACCUGACGGGGGGAAGAUCUCCAACUUCCUGCUGGAGAAAUCCAGAGUCGUAUCACAGAAUCAGGGGGAGAGGAACUUCCACAUCUACUACCAGCUUUUAGAAGGUGCCUCAAAAGAACAGCGAGAGAACCUGGGCAUCACGACCUCAGACUACUACCUGUACCUCAACCAGUCGGGAACCUACACUGUGGAGGAUGUCAGUGACAAGAAGGAGUUCUCUGACACCAUGAAUGCCAUGGAGGUGGUGGGCCUCACCGAGGACGAUCAGGCCGCCGUGCUGCAGAUCGUGGCGGGCAUCCUGCACCUGGGCAACGUCGCCUUCCGUGAGGAGGGCAACUACGCCGUGGUGGAGAGCACUGACUUCCUGGCCUUUCCCGCCUACCUGUUGGGCAUUAACCAGGAUGGCCUGAAAAACAAAUUGACCAGUCGCAUCAUGGACAGCAAGUGGGGGGGCAAGACAGAGACGAUUUCGGUCACCCUGAACACAGAACAGGCUGCCUUCACGCGGGACGCCCUCUCCAAAGCCCUCUACUCUCGUCUCUUCGACUACCUCGUCGAUGCUAUUAACAAAGCCAUGCAGAAGGACCAUGAGGAGUUAAACAUUGGUGUGCUGGACAUCUACGGCUUUGAGAUCUUCCAGAAAAAUGGCUUUGAACAGUUCUGCAUCAACUUUGUCAAUGAAAAGCUUCAGCAGAUUUUCAUCGAGCUCACUCUCAAGGCUGAGCAGGAGGAGUAUGUGCAGGAGGGCAUCAAAUGGACACCCAUCGAUUAUUUCAAUAACAAAGUAGUGUGCGACCUCAUAGAGUCCAAAUUGAACCCGCCAGGCAUCAUGAGCAUUCUGGACGAUGUGUGCGCCACCAUGCAUGCCAAGGGAGAAGGUGCGGACCAGACGCUCAUCCAGAAGCUGCAGACGCAGAUCGGCAACCAUGAACACUUCAACAGCUGGAACAAGGGCUUUGUGGUGCACCACUAUGCUGGCAAGGUGUCGUACGACGUGAGUGGCUUCUGUGAGAGGAACAGAGACGUGCUCUUCAUUGACAUCAUUGAAUUGAUGCAGACCAGCGAAUAUUCCUUCAUCAAGGACUUGUUCCCCGAAAAUCUGGAGGCAGAAAAAAGGGGCCGUCCCACUACUGCGGGAAGCAAGAUCAAGAAACAGGCCAACAACCUGGUGCAGACUCUUAUGAAGUGCACCCCUCACUAUAUCCGCUGCAUCAAGCCCAAUGAGACCAAGCGUUCUCGCGACUGGGAGGAGAGCCGCGUCAAGCACCAGGUGGAGUACCUGGGGCUGCGGGAGAACAUCAGGGUCCGCCGGGCUGGAUACGCCUUCCGCCGCAUCUUCAGCAAGUUCCUGCAGAGAUAUGCCAUCCUGACCAAGGAGACGUGGCCAAAGUGGCGCGGAGAUGAGAAGCAGGGUGUUGUGCACCUCCUCCGUUCCGUCAACAUGGACCAAGACCAGUAUCAGCUAGGCAAGGCCAAGAUCUUCAUCAAGGCCCCCGAGUCUCUGUUCCUACUAGAGGAGAUGAGGGAGAGGAAGUACAACGGCUAUGCCCGCGUCAUCCAGAAGGCCUGGCGUAAGCAUGUCGCUGUCCGCAAGUACGUCCGCAUGCGGGAAGAAGCAUCAGACCUUCUCCUGAACAAGAAGGAGCGGCGGAGAAACAGCAUCAACCGCAACUUUGUGGGAGAUUACAUUGGCACUGACAACCACCCUGAGUUACGGCGGUUCGUGGGGCGCAGAGAGCGAAUCGACUUUGCAGAUGUUGUGGUGAAAUACGACCGCAGGUUCAAGUCAGUGAAGCGUGACCUUAUCUUGACCCCCAAAUUCCUGUAUCUGAUUGGACGCGAGAAGGUUAAGCAAGGCCCAGAGAAAGGCCAGAUCCAAGAGGUUCUGAAGAGGCAAAUUGAACUAGACAAGGUCCAAACAGUCUCUCUCAGCACCCUCCAGGAUGACUUCCUCAUCAUCCAUGAGGAGCAGUACGACAGUGUGCUUGAGUGCAAUUUCAAGACUGAGUUCCUAAGCCUGCUGUACAAGCGCUACGAGGAGAAAACCCGCAAGAAACUGUCAAUAAAGUUCAACAACCUGCUGGAGUUUAAGGUGAAAAAGGGUGGCUGGGGUCCUUUUGGGGCAGCGGGUUCCAGGCAGAUUCAGUUCCAGACUGGCCAGGGGGACCAAGCGGUUAUGAAACCCAGCAGCAAACUCUUGUUGGUAACCAUUGGUCCAGGACUACCCAAGAACUCUAGGCCAACACGACGAGACAAGCGGAAGAGCCAAUAUUUGGACAACCGUCAAGUCCAGUCGGGAAGGAAUGCCCGUCCAAGGGCUGAAACCAGGACUCGUUCAGGGGGGAACCGGCCUGCCUCCAGGGCUUCCCUCAUUCGACAGCAGAGCAGUAUGGAGCAGCCCACUCUACCUCGACACCAAGGCCAGCGGCAAUCCAGGGUUCCACAGGAGCUCCCGACCAACAUGGACUUCAUGAAUGUGCCUGACCAGGGAGUUGCAGGCUUCCAUCGCAGGCGCUCCAAAGAAUACAAGCCAGACCCGGGAGCGGGCCGACCCAAACCUAAGCCUCGUUCACCACAGUGCCGAGCGUUGUAUGCCUACGACGCCCAGGACACAGACGAGCUAAGCUUUAAUGCAGCAGAGAUAAUUGACAUCAUAAAUGAAGAUCCAUCCGGCUGGUGGUUUGGGCGUUUGAGGGGGAAAGAAGGGAUGUUUCCUGGGAACUAUGUGGAGAAGAUCUAGGCGGAGGGGAUGUUUUGGCUAUGAAUGCAGUAUGCCCACUCCAAAGCAAUCAUGCCAAGUAGGCCAGAAUUCCAUGGUAUCUGCAACUGUAGCGGACACUACAACACACCAGCCAGUGCUAACACAUGUUACGAGCACUCUGGUGAAUUCUAAAGGCUUACCUACCUUACAGGGACUGCCUGCUUGUAGCCCGAGUACUAGGUAGGGUAUCCAGCUAUCUCUGGUUAGUUUAACGGUGAGCCUUUUAAACAUUGCCUUUUAAAGAACACAUUUUUGUCCCGUUCAUGGAAAUACUGUGAUAGGCACUGGAGAUUUUUAUACUUUUUAAGAGGAAGCAAGUUUGUAAAAUAUUUUAAAAUGAACUUUCUCUACCGUAGGUUUUUAAGAACAAAAUUUGGAUUUGGUAUUAACUGUAUUAAUGUGAUACCCAGUACAGUAUGUAUUUAUAGCUGACCAGAGUUUUUUUCCCCAACCUAAAUAAAAGGUAUUUAUAUCAUGAUCAAAUUAUAAUUACUAAUCAAUCUAUGAAAUCCUGUAUAACUUGAAAUGUGGUUUGUCAUUUAUUCAGAAUUUAUUGGAGAGAUCCAACUUGCAUAAAUUGGAGUUCAGAUCUGUACUUUUAAAGGAGUUAUCCAUGGCUUCUGUUUGUAUAACACGACUGACUAAUGACCAGUUCACCAAACAAAAACAUGGAAGUGUAUUUUCAACUAAAUGUAUAAAAAAAACAGUUGUCCACUUGUAAUGUGGUCUUCCCUGCACCUAGUAUUCAUAUCAGUAAACUGAUUAUAAUGACGGCUGGUUAUUGUCCACUCUGUAAUUUUUUGAUAUAAUAAAAUUUUAACACUGUUGACAUUUUAGAA